AUGGUGGCAAUUAGGAAAGUAGGGAAAUACGAGGUAGGAAGGACAAUAGGGGAAGGAACCUUCGCCAAGGUAAAGUUCGCGCAAAACACGGAGACUGGCGAGAGUGUAGCCAUGAAAAUUCUCGAUCGAAGUACCAUCAUCAAACAUAAGAUGGUCGAUCAGAUAAAACGGGAGAUAUCUAUAAUGAAGCUUGUUCGACAUCCUUGUGUUGUGCGCCUGCAUGAGGUUUUAGCAAGCCGUACGAAGAUUUAUAUAAUAUUGGAAUUCAUCACAGGUGGUGAAUUGUUUGAUAAAAUCGUGCAUCAUGGCCGUCUUAGUGAGGCUGAAGCUAGGAGAUACUUUCAACAGCUUAUUGAUGGUGUGGAUUAUUGCCACAGUAAGGGAGUCUACCACAGAGAUUUAAAGCCUGAAAAUCUUUUACUGGAUUCACAAGGAAAUUUAAAGAUCUCAGAUUUUGGUCUAAGUGCACUGCCUGAACAAGGAGUUAGCUUGUUGCGGACAACAUGUGGAACUCCUAACUAUGUAGCACCAGAGGUACUCAGUCACAAGGGUUAUGAUGGUGCUGUUGCAGAUGUCUGGUCUUGUGGGGUCAUCCUGUAUGUUCUGAUGGCAGGAUAUCUUCCAUUUGAUGAGCUUGAUCUCACCACAUUAUAUAGUAAGAUUGACAGAGCAGAAUUUUCAUGCCCAUCUUGGUUUCCAGUGGGAGCAAAAUCUUUGCUUCAUAGAAUUUUGGACCCCAAGCCUGAAACACGUAUUACAAUUGAACAGAUUAGGAACGACGAGUGGUUUAAGAAAGGUUAUGUUCCUGUCAGACUUGUUGAGUAUGAAGAUGUGAAUCUGGAUGAUGUAAAUGCAGUUUUUGAUGAUCCUGAGGAACAAAGGGCUGAUGAACAACAUGGGAAUGAGGAUAUGGGUCCUUUGAUUCUUAAUGCAUUUGACUUAAUAAUUCUAUCUCAAGGGUUGAAUCUUGCAACCCUAUUUGACCGUGGGCAGGACUCUGUGAAGCAUCAAACACGCUUUGUUUCAAGGAAGCCAGCAAAUGUUGUAUUAUCAAGCAUGGAAGUUGUUGCACAAUCAAUGGGUUUUAAGACUCACAUUCGCAAUUUUAAGAUGAGAGUGGAAGGUCUUUCAGCUGAUAAGGCUGGUCAUUUCUCAGUUAUUCUCGAAGUAUAUGAAGUUGCUCCAACCUUUUUAAUGGUAGAUAUUCAGAGAGCUGCUGGAGAUGCUGCUGAAUACCUCAAGUUCUACAAGAACUUCUAUAGCAAUCUUGAGGAUAUCAUCUGGAAACCGCCCACUGAGUCGAGCAAAUCUAGAAUCACCAAGUCAAAGAGCAAAAAGCGCUGA
Messenger RNA from Dovyalis caffra, 1344 nucleotides. The record is from the annotation of a GenBank genome assembly. Lineage: Eukaryota; Viridiplantae; Streptophyta; Magnoliopsida; Malpighiales; Salicaceae.